AUGGCGCCGAAACCCAAUCCACCGCCGAAAGAGGACACGUGGGCGUUCCAACCGAUUGGUUCGCCGUUCCCACCUAGUCCAGUCAAAUGUAUGGGGGAGCAGAAUAUGUAUGUGGCCUUGUGGUACAAACACGGAAAGCCAAUUCAUGGUCGCUCGUGGAACAACGGAGGAGUCGUCGAGUGUUCGUUCCCGUACAAGGAGGCUGAACUGACCACCAAGCAACAAUUGGAGGGACAGAUUCAGGUGCUUCAGUACGUUGGAGACCACAACAGCCAAGGUUUCUGGUACGAAUGGAUCAAGUACAAGGAUCGCAUUGAGAAGCUCGACGACAAGCAUCAGCUCGUCCGUUGUGGAGACUCUUUCCCAAUCUUCUGGAAGAGAAAGGAAGGAAAUCUUCUCGGCUACGUUGACAACAAAACCGAGGAGGCUUGGUUCUCAUACAAUGGAAAAGUUAUCAAGCAGAUGGGACCACAGCUCAAUGAGAUGUUCAUCAUCACUCGUAACUGCAUUGGUGGACCACCACACUGCGAAUGUGACAACUGUCCGAAGCCACCGCCACCACCACCAAUCCCACCACCGGGUCCACCACCACCACGUGUCAUGCACGACGAAUGGAUCGAUAUUCGCGAGGGAGAUCCGUUCCCCACUCGCAAGUUGGUUCAGGCGUUGGACAAGACUUUGGAUACGCUUCCUGGCGUCAAUCCGGAUCAAUAUGUCGCUCUGUGGUACAUGCAAGGAGAACCGGUUAUGGGUCGUGUCUGGAACGAGAAUGGAAAGGUUGCUGCCAACUUCUCCUGGUUCAACAAAGAAUACAGCAAGAACGUUGGUUCGAUGCAAUUGCUGGUCCGCCUUGGACCCCAUGUCGUUGGAUACGAAUACGGAUGGAUUCCAUUCCCAGAAGCAGCCACAUUCGAGGAAGGAAAGACCUGGAAGCCAGUGCACGUGAACAAUCACAAGGGAGACAUCUCCGUUGGAGUCGUCAAUCUUGCUGGUGGAAAACAGAUCCUGGCCAAGGUUGAUGUUCGUAACGAAUCGUACGGAUACGGAUACGGUGGAAAGGAAGUGUCUGCCCGUGGUCCGGCAUGUGCAUCGAGUGUCACUGUGCUCUGUCGCAAGGCUCUGCCAGGAUACAAGCUCGAUGGAUAG
Molecule: messenger RNA, 1146 nt
Organism: Caenorhabditis briggsae
Lineage: Eukaryota; Metazoa; Nematoda; Chromadorea; Rhabditida; Rhabditidae
Exons: 3
Coding region: 1-1146 (381 amino acids)
Source: RefSeq, a predicted model, not a curated record